AUGCGCAUUCCCUUUGGAGUGAAGGUCCUUUACUGGGCCCCGAAGAAGCAACGCAAGCCUGAACGAUCCAAGUUUUCUGGCACAGGGAUUGAAGGUAUAUUCCUUGGGUAUCACAUUCAACCUGGUUUUAUCUUCAAGCUUGAGUACGUUGAACAGCUUAGUGAAGACCUGGAUGAAAUGUUCCCAGAGCUAUUUGGUCCUGAUCGUGAUAAAGAUCCUCCGCCGAAGGACGCGAAAGAAGCCACCCGCAAGGGUGAGUCAAAGUUUGUUUCCUGUGUAUCAUUGCUUGAUGAUGUUCCGUACUCUGUGAAGCAGAAGCUGAAGUCAAGCGCAGCAGUAGCAGCGCAAGAACCACCGUAUGGUUAUGUGUGGAGUGGGGAAUGUUUGGUCAAAGAGAACAACAGGAACCGCCCCAACGCUAUCGAUCAUACUGCAUGGAAGUCCAUGUCGAAAAGACAAAGGGCAACAGCAAUCGCAGAACAUGAGAAGAAGCUACAUGAGGAGAAUGAGGCACUGUACCGCGAAGCCGUGAAGGUGGAUUGGUGGGAUGGCGAAACCUACUUCGACCUCGCAGGCCGGGAACAGUCUGAUUUCGAGCUGGCAGUUGUCGACAACAAGGUUUCGGUAGCAGCAGCUCCGGAUGCAGCAAAGGCCGUCGAGGACUUCGCUAAGCAAUUGUUCGACUCUAACGACUACAGUUACAAGACCUUCGAGGUAAACACUGGGGAGGACGACCGCACCGGGGUCGUAAAGGCCAUGAAAACCAUCCUCCAAUCAGCCGCGCUCAACAGCGACAUCAUUUCCCUCGGCGCCGAGACGGAGUAUCGCAUGUUGGAGUCGGCUUAUGGCUGUGUUUCCACCCAGGUCGCGGCUGGUGUGUCUUUGACGCACGCGGACACGUCGUGUUCGGCGCUUCGCCAGCUGGCAGACCUCAGUGACGAAGGGAUGGCCAAACUGAAGCCAACCGCAAGGUUGAGCCCCAAGGUGAAGCGUGCCCUCAUCCUCGUUAGCGACAGCUCCACAGCUUUGUGCAAGAAGAACAGAAGAGGAGUUUUCGUCAAAGCUGACUUGGGUGAAGAAGUGGGCCUGACAAGUAUGAUGCUGGGAUGGUCCGAAUGCCGCUACACCAUGUGUUGGGGCAAAACGUUGGCCUGGAUCGUGUGGCAAGUGGAGGAGCGCAUCAAAGACCUUCGCACUAACCAUCCGGGGCUGCUCAUCGACGUGGUGUGUUGGUGGUGCGGUAACGAGAUCUCCGGCCAGUGGGGUUGCAUCCCCACUCGGCUUGGUCCUGGGUUUGGUUACAGAGACCCAACUGUGACUACGGAGGCGGUUGCUGGGAAGGUUAGGCGAGCUGCGGAUGUGUUAGCCGCCCUCACGGGCGAGCCGGACAUUGGCUUUGUGAAGGUGAUUGGAGUGGAGGCGGAUCUCUUCCAGCUCCACUCUGCGUACAACGACUUCAAUGCUGCCAUGUUUGAGGAAUUUCGAAGCCGAAACCUCCAAGUGCAGUCAGCGAGUCCUCUUGUUGAACGGCUGGAGAUGUAUGACUCAUUCCACGCCAGCGAGGAUCUCCGCAACCGCGAAUUGUUCGUGGGCUUUCUGCACGCAACAUUGAAUGUCAGCAAAAGUGAGUGGAUCGCUCAGAAGCUCAAUCCAUGCGUGAAGGCACUCCUUGUCAGGUUUGAGCACUAUGACACGGGUGUCAACACAUCGAAUCCCGUUCUCCAGGAUGUCUUCAAGCAAUGGCAGAGCGAGAAGCAGCAGCUCAUGAACCCGAAGAUCGCGAAGCCGAUGCCGGUGACGGAGGAAGACAAAAGGUGGGAAGCGCCAGACGCAGCCGAUGCCACCGAUGUCACGAAGAACAUGUCUGGGCCUCCCAUGGAUAAAGCCAUCCGCAAGGAUGUGCCGGCUAUCGGGGCAACAACCGAUGUGAGUAAGGUUGCGGAGUGCAUCAACGACAUUGUCACCCAGGACGCGGAUGGCAAGGUGUCCUACAGCGUCCCCGGCACGGUGCAGCUGGUGGAUGAGGGCGACAAAGUCGACCCCAUCCCAUCAUCAAUGGGCAGAGUCAUGGAGCCCGCGGUGCAUACAAGGACCAAGAAGUCCGACCGCGAUGAGGAUGCCAUGAGAAGGAUGAUGUUCAUUGAUGAAAGCGCCCCGCAAGGGGCAGCCACUGUGCCAGAGAAGCUCCCGAAUGAGUACUUCUACAAUGGUGCAAAGCACCUGAUGAAGCCAUUCAACCCGGAGGACAUCGUUGGCGACAAGCAUGUGACCUUCAAGCAUGGUGAUUUGAAAUUCCUCACCAAGUUGCUUCGUGGCCAUGCCAUGGAGGAUUUUCCUGCACUGAUCUUCGAUCGAUGGCACAAUCAAAAGCUCAUCGGCAACAAUCCGGACGCGGACUUCUUCCUCGCUACCCGGUUUUACAGUGGAUUGUCCCAGACAGACUCGCCCGCGAAGUUGUACCACCGCACAAACGAACGUGGUAUGAAGGGGAUCCUCCGCGACGGCAUGAUUCCUGGCUCCGCCAGAUCGGACAGAUCCCACAACUAUCUGUCGCCGUAUCGUCUGGAUGAUACCAACUACAAAAGUGGUAUGCGAUCCAAUCAGCCCAUUGAGCUGGCCAUUGAUACCCAGCGAGCAAUCGCCGCUGGAUGUGUCUUCUUUGUGACGGAGACCGAUGGCGUUCUCACCCGCGACAAUGUUCCCCCGGACUGUAUCCUAUCUGCCGUCGACACCAGCAAAAAGAACCUCCCGCUCUACGUCGCCGAGCACAAGGAAGCCACCCGCGAGGGUGAGCCAGAGCAUGUUUUCCGUGCCAAGCGCGACUACGAGGAGGCGGCAGCAAGCUCAUCAUCGGCACCGCCUCCCAAGCAGGCCGCUAUCGCCCCAAAGGCGAUCGCAUCGAAAAAGAUGCGGAAGGUGGCUUCCAAGCCCACUGCUGUUAUCGAAAAGGAUGACGCUAUGGACCUGGAUGAAGCCACCCGCGAGGGUGAGCCUGCCGAUGCUGAUGGUUUCGCUCCCGAGCCCGAGGCCGAGGCCAAGGAGGAGGAGGGCGAUACGACGGAUCUCACAUCCGUGCAGGCAGUGCCAGGCAGUGGUGGCGAAUGGCAUGUUGUUUUGUCUACGCUGCAAAGCUCCACAGACGGACGACUCUGCGAAGAUCACAAGACGAGCCUUCGAGAAUUCGACCUCCUCGCGAGCGAUCAUCGUGGACUCGGUGACGGACCCAAGAAGCGUGGUCAGAUGAGCGCAGAGGCGGGUGUUAUCCGUGAUGCCAAAGACCGAAAGCAGAGAGCAUCCAAGCUGGGCUUUGAUUCGUUGUCCUAUCGCUUCGAGAAGGACGAACAGUUCAGCACGCGGAUGAUGCAGGAGGGUCGCAGCAUCGAGGACAUGCAGAAGUUCGACCAUUUGGCGAACGCUGUGCUGCCCGAUCCAGGCCGCAGCGAGGAGCAAAGGUACUUGCGUGCCGACUCCCACUACGGUGGAGGCAGUGUCCCGCCUGCGAAGUUGGUUUACUAUGCCCACUGCGAAGUGGAGCCAUUGCGGAGCCUGCGUUUCAUUGAUGAUACAGCGGACGUCCCAAUCGGCUUGACCUACAUGGGUGCAUUCCUCCCUCCUCGCCUCUUUGCCGAAGUGGCCGCAGUGAAUGAAGCGGCAAAGCGGAUCCUGACCUUCGACGGGGAAGUCGUCCUCUCGGCUACCACAACUGAUGGGAUCACGACUGAGAUCGGCCAAAUUCUUGCCGAUAGCCUCCGUAGCGCCCGAGACCAGACUUACCAAACGGAACGUUUGGCAGAUUGCAAUCGCCAGACUGCAGCUCAGAACCGCCCAUCCCAAAAGGGACGCGGUCGUGGUCGUGUUGCAGACCCUGAGCCAAUGUACAGAGGCUAUACUCAGGCCCAGUGGGACGAGUACUAUCGCCAGCGCCGUGGAGGUUACACUCAGGCCGAGUGGGAUGCAUGGAACCGCACCCAUGGGAACGCGUUCUUCAAGGCAGUUACGCCGACAAGCCAGCUUGAAGGACCCAAAGACAGCGAGGAACCGGCAUCAAUGUUCCGAUGCAGUACUCCAUUUGUUGCCCUCGCGGGUGAAGAUGACGCGAUCGUGGCGGUCAAACAACAGCAGGCCGUUCCGUCGCAAUGGGAGCAGUGGGUGGGCUCCGUCGUGGGAUGGUUCACAAAUGUGCUCCACGUCGGAGGCCCGAAGGACGAAAUCGUCCUGAGUCUGGAGGAGUUUACGCAGCUGCGGGACCAUCUGCUGCGAAUGCAAGGCUACAUCAAGGAAGCCGAAGACCGGGCAGAGCAGGCCGAGGCGCUCCUUGAGCUCUUCCGCCGCCACGGCAGCGAGGCGCGCCACGUGGCGGAAGCGGUGCAGCUGAUCCAGCGUAUCGGCGAGGGCCUAGCCUGGGCGUACGGGCAGCCCCACCGCGAGAUUGGCGAGGCGUUCGCCCAGCCCUUCGUUGACCGGCGCAUCCGGGAUCGGUUGAGAGACCUGCUCUUCACGCAGCAUCCUCACCUGCAGGCGCAGGUACUGCAGACCAUCCACAUCUUGCUGGCAGCAACGCCUCCGAGCUGCAUUGGAGAUCUGGCCGAGGGGAAUGAAGUGGUAACUGCCAGCUUCGACUUCCGGCAGAACGAGGACUUGCUCCCCCUGUGGAUCACCGUGGUCAAAGACAUCGCUACGAUGAUGAGAGAGGUGCGAACUCACGUGCAAGCGACUUCGUUGGAGAUCUUCUCGAAGCUGAAACACGUCCUGAUCUCGGGGAUAAUCGAGGAUUUGAAGAUCGCGGACUCUUGGAGCAAUUCUCUCUUCGAGUUGGUGGUGGAAGACUCGAAGAUCCUCUUCACGCACGUGUGCUGUCUUCUCAGAGACUUCUGGCGCAUGGCUGACGAGACAAUCCGCUCCACCAUCUGGCGAGACAUGAAGAAUGCCUUCAGCUUACAGAACGACAUCCUGGAGUACAUCAACGACGUCUUCGCCUCUGCCAAGGACCCAUCCAAGAGCAUACCCAAGCUCGGCCGCCUUUCAAGCCAACGUCUUGCAGAUCCAGAUCCGGCUACCAAGGAUGUGAAUCAGCUGAGCGCAAUUCUUCAGGUCUUACAAGCGUGGACGAGCAGUUUUGGUGCUGUGCAUGCAGUAUGGUCGCAGGCUUUAUCCCAGCUCGAGAGAACCCCACAAGAUCUUGGCUCCCUCUCGGCACGGCUCUCGGCGCCUUCUGAGGAGCGGCUGCUCCGCUUCGCGGUGCUUCCGGUGCUGCUGGGAUCAGCGCUGCAGGCGCAACAGCAGCCUCUGCUCACCCAGGAGGCGUCGUGGUAUCUGCUGGGCGACCUGCUGGCAACCCUCAGGAGCCACCACGUCCGAACGGUGCUGGCUACCACACUGCUACGGCCCCAUGUGACCGAGGAGAUCUUGCAGCUGGUGGUGUCCCCGCCGCCCAAUACACCAGCGGCCUACUUCCAUUUGCAGAGGUCCUGGGGAGGAACACCACAGCAGAGCUACUUCGAUACACAGGAGUCUGCCGCCGACCACCAGACGCUGUACGAGCCGGUGCCUAUCCCGGUGGUGGCGCCCGGAGAGUCCUCUGGGAAGCCUCUCCACCGGAACAGCCUCCUCGAGGCCCUGGAGCUCCGCCUCCGCCGCCUGGCAUUUGACCCGGGCCGGGACGGGGCGCGGGGCGCGGCAGGUUCCGUUCUGGCUUCAUCUGGCUGUCUUGCGGCUUUCGUAGGCCAAGCUGGCUUGGCUUUUGGAUAA
Molecule: messenger RNA, 5748 nt
Organism: Symbiodinium sp. CCMP2592
Lineage: Eukaryota; Dinophyceae; Suessiales; Symbiodiniaceae
Source: the annotation of a GenBank genome assembly